Molecule: messenger RNA, 560 nt
Organism: Cloeon dipterum
Lineage: Eukaryota; Metazoa; Arthropoda; Insecta; Ephemeroptera; Baetidae
Product: B9 domain-containing protein 2-like
Exons: 4
Coding region: 30-560 (176 amino acids)
Biological process (GO): cilium assembly
Cellular component (GO): MKS complex
Source: RefSeq, a predicted model, not a curated record
ACAAGAUGCGAAGAUGACGAUGAGCGGCGAUGGCAGAGGUUCACGUGCUCGGUCAGAUUCAGGGUGCCAGGCACUUUGAACGCAACUCGCUCUUCUGCAGAUGGGAACUAAGGACGGGGGUCGGCUGGAAAGUGGUGACCGGGCUGACAGAGGGCCAAACGCAGAGCGACACCCCUUCCUGUGGAAAUAACUCGUGCGUCUGGGCCCACCCCAUCGACCUGCACCUGCACACCAAGGGCCUUCAGGAUUGGCCAAAACUGUUGUUUGAGGUGCACCAGGUGGACAAGUACGGGCGGAGCGAGCUGGCCGGCUACGGCUUUUGCAACAUCCCUUCAACGCCGGGUCUCCACAAUUUGGUCGUUCCAACUUGGAGACCGAGAGGAUCACCGCGGGACCGAUUCCGGCAGUUCUUCCUGGGCGGCAGCACGCAGCUGAGCGAGCCCGAGUUGGUUUGCAGCAGCGAGGACCGCUACCAACUGAGCACCGAGUCGACAGGCACCGUGCUGCUGCAACUCGCACUCGUGCUGCGCAAUUUCAAGAGUCAGGGCGUCGAAAUUUAA